Messenger RNA from Zingiber officinale, 1233 nucleotides. Its product is annotated as MLO-like protein 10. Gene Ontology annotation, biological process: defense response. Lineage: Eukaryota; Viridiplantae; Streptophyta; Magnoliopsida; Zingiberales; Zingiberaceae. The transcript has 13 exons. Gene Ontology annotation, cellular component: membrane. Bases 1 to 1233 code for a protein of 410 amino acids. The record is from RefSeq and is a predicted model, not a curated record.
AUGGCCGGAGAAGCAGGUGGAGUGGAAUCGAGGGAGCUCGACCGGACUCCGACGUGGGCGGUUGCAAUCGUGUGCUCCGUCAUCAUUCUCAUCUCCAUCCUGCUGGAGAAGGGACUUCAUCACAUUGGAGAGUGGUUGUCUAGGAAGAACAAAAAGGCAUUGUUUGAAGCUCUUGAGAAGGUUAAAUGUGAAUUGAUGAUUCUUGGUUUCAUUUCUUUACUACUGACAUUUGGGCAGACUUACAUAUCUAAAAUCUGCAUACCGGACAGCAUUGCAGAUACCAUGUUGCCAUGCUCAAUCAAAACAACUGAAGGCACAACAGAAGAAGCUGGUAGAGAACACCGCAGGAGACUCUUGCAAAAUGUUCUCAUUAAUCAGAAUUUGAAACGAAGGAUGCUAGCUGCUGGAACAGUUGUGUCAUGUCCUACGGGAAAAGUGCCACUUAUUUCGGUGAAUGGAAUACAUCAGUUGCACAUCUUCAUUUUUUUCUUAGCUGUGUUUCAUGUAGCAAGUAGUGCUUUUACAAUGGCUCUUGGAAGAGCAAAGAUGCGUGCAUGGAAAGUGUGGGAAAGUGAGACCUCAUCUUCUGAGUAUGAAUUUUCCAACGAUCCAUCAAGAUUCAGAUUUACUCGUGAGACAUCAUUUGUGAGACAGCAUACAAGUAUCUGGAAUAGAAUCCCAAUCUUGUUCUACUUUGUUUGCUUUUUUAAACAAUUUUUCAGAUCUGUCCGUAAAGCAGAUUACUUAACACUGCGCCAUGGGUUUAUCAAUACUCAUCUGGCUCCGAGAAGUAAGUUUAACUUCCAAAAAUACAUAAAAAGAACUUUGGAGGAUGACUUUAAAGUAGUAGUGAGCAUCAGUUCUGUCUUAUGGGUUUCUGCCAUGAUUGUUCUUCUUCUUAACAUUCAUGAAUGGGAGGGACUCUUCUGGGCAUCACUACUUCCCCUAGUUAUAAUUCUAGCAGUCGGAAUGAAGCUACAAGCAAUCAUCACAAGGAUGGCUAUCGAGAUUCAAGAGAGACAUGCGGUCGUCCAAGGGAUUCCUCUGGUGCAACUCAGUGACAAUCAUUUUUGGUUUGGACGUCCACAAUUUGUUCUCUUCCUCAUCCAUUUCACACUGUUUCAGAAUGCACUCCAGAUCACCUACUUUUUUUGGAUUUGGUAUGAGUUUGGAUUGAAGUCAUGUUUCCAUGAUAACUUUGGGUUCAUUAUUGCGAGAGUUGCCAUUGGGUGA